AUGUCGACUUUUGAAUUCACAGUGCUAGGUGCCUCCGGAGGUCCAUCUGAGGGGGGAACUCAAAGCAUGCUUUUGAGAGAACAUGGUACUUUAGGCUCGGAAAAGUGGAUUUGCGUAGACGCUGGCUCAGGACUGCAUCAGCUAAUGUCUAUGUUGGCAAAGAAACAAAGACUUGCAGCCAAUGAAAGAGAUAGUUGCAUGGGUGAUAGAAUCGAGAGCCUAUAUAGAAACAUGGAGGAGCCAUUAAGCGCUUUCAUAGAUCGAAGACUUCACGUUUUAAGGGGGCUGAACAGUUCCGAGUUGCUGGUCAGCGAGGAUAACAUCAUAUGUGCGGCGCUUAAGAUGUUCAAUAAAAUACGAGAGUAUUAUAUUACACAUCCACAUCUGGAUCAUGUGGCCGCAUUAGUGAUAAACAGCCCAGCCGUAAAAGCAGAAGGCAAGACAAUACUUGGGCUGAAGUCCACUGUUGAUGCAUUAAAAGAGCAUCUUUUUAACGACGUCAUAUGGCCAGAUUUAUUGGCGGAAAAAAGUACACCUCUGGACUUCAAUGUCUUGAGGGAGCUUAAAGUGCACAAGUGUGUUUCGGUACCAAAUUGGAGUAUUCUCCCCUUUCCUGUGAGUCAUGGACAAACUGUAGUCGGACGGGUACCGAACUUCAGUACCGUGUAUCUAAUAAAAGACCAAAGGACUGAUAACUGUUUACUUGUAUGUGGAGAUCUAGAAUCAGAUCUCAUAUCUGGUAAACCUUAUCUUUCAAAUGUUUGGAACUAUUUGUCUGAGAAUAUACCAUUUAAUCGGAUCACAGGUAUUGUCAUGGAGUGUUCCUCUCCAAGUAGCACUGAAAAAGCACAUUUAUAUGGGCAUAUGUCCUCGAGAUAUGUUGUACAUGAAUUGAAGCAGCUGAGUAAGGCAUAUGACCGCCCAUUGGACGGGUUGAAAGUGAUUAUUAUCCACGUUAAGAUGGAGCCUCAGGAAAUUGAUCCCAGACUGACGAUUCUUGAAGAACUCAGAUCUCUGGCUUCGAUGGCAGGCAUUGGAGACAUAAUAUUUUCAAUAGCUAUACAGGGAUAUACAUUCAUCCUCUGA
Molecule: messenger RNA, 1086 nt
Organism: Lachancea fermentati
Lineage: Eukaryota; Fungi; Ascomycota; Saccharomycetes; Saccharomycetales; Saccharomycetaceae
Source: the annotation of a GenBank genome assembly